Symbiodinium necroappetens is the source of this 1233-nucleotide messenger RNA. The record is from the annotation of a GenBank genome assembly. NCBI's taxonomy places the organism in Eukaryota, Dinophyceae, Suessiales, Symbiodiniaceae.
AUGGCUCCUGGGCCUUCGUCCUACGGCGCGGCGUCCGAGUCGGAGAGCUCCCUCGCGAGCUCGGAAAGCUCGGACUGCUCUUGGGCACUCAAGGGCCUCUCCCCUUGCACGCACUACGAAAGGGUGCAGAUGAAGCUGGUCGGAUCUCAGGCCCUCAAGGCGUCGCGGCUGGGUGGGCCAAGGCCUCAGCGCCUGCCGGAUGGCACUUGGGUCACCGCCAAGUACUGGGGCAUCCGCCAGAAGCAGAUCGAAGAGCUUUACAAGUCGAGUCGUCUGGAGUCAGGCUGGUCUGACGAUGCCGAUGUGCAUCACUUCGUCGAGACUGUUGUGAAGCCUGCUACUGCUGGCACUGAGAUGGGCUACGCACUCAUGCUGAACCAGCAUGCUCCACAGCAAGUCACACUCAUGAUCUCCCACGCCUGGGUGGAAAACGCGCGGGAAUUCUUUGAAGAUGUACUGGCUUCUACCUGGGAUACAGAGGUGGCAUUCAUCUGCUUCCUCUCCAACUUUCAAGGCACUCCCGAGCAGAUCGACGCGCAGCUGGGCAAUGACAUUCUCAAGAGCCCCUUUACGGAGGUGAUCAGAAGUCCGGCUUGCCAGCGCAUGCUCGUAGUGCCGAAUGAAGUGCUGCGGCAGAACGGGCGCGGUCUGUACAGUAGACUCUGGUGCAUCUGGGAGAUCAAGGUGGCAGCAGAUGCCGGACUACCGAUACAGAUCGUGGAUCGGAAGAGCGAGGAAGAGUACUUGCUCGGUAACUCCACGGUGUCCUCCAAGAAUGCUCGCUGUGGAGAUCCAGACCUGCCGAUGAACAAAGAUGAGCAGCUGAUCCGCUCGGCCAUUCACAAGUUACCUCCCCAUAGCUCGCGUUCGGCCGCCGCGGGCUGUUUCGCAGUUUGCUGCUGUUGUUCCUAUGGAAGCUGCAUCGGGGUCAACUUGACCAAGAGUUAUCUCGGCCUGCUUUGUGGCAGUCUCGUCGGCUUGUUGGCGAGUACCUUGGCCAUCACUUUCAUUGUCCAACGGCUGCGCAAGUGCGCAUGGAAUUUGCAAGACCUUUCUGGGUAUCACAUCCUGGACAGAGUCAUUCGAGAUUCUGCCAGGGGUGCUCAUUCUUGGAGGCGAAUCACAGCACAUGGUGACGUGCCACUCAUGGUGGUGACGACCUGCUUCUGGGCCGGCUUCGCUGCUGCCCUGCGCUGCAGCGUGCUGCUUGAUCGUAUGUUGAAGUGUUUGUGA